AUGGCCCGAAGGAGCCGGGUGGAUGGUUGCCAGGUACAAGUCCAGCUGCAAGAGGAACCCCUGGCAGUUCGCAGCCGUCCCAUUGUAUUCCUGGGGAAGGGAGAGACGAAUCCCACUGGGACCAGGAGAAAGAGGGGCGUGUAUUGGAGAUCCCGGCUGUGCUGGUGGAGGUGCUGGGAGAACUCCCUGUCUCUCCCAGCGGUCCAUUGUCUGGGCAACGUGGUCCAUCGCGGUGCCAAGAUGGUGGAGCAUUGCUGCGUGCUCCUGGACGCGCUCCUCCACCCCUAUACCCGGGGUAGGCCAACACAUGCCUCCUCUCUUGUGCUCAACCCUCCCAGAGUGGUGUUGAGAUAUGGAGAUUCAGUCUCAGUCAACUGCAGCACAUCAUCCACAGACCAUGAGGGGAUAGGCUGGGAGGACACAUUCGGAGGUACAAGUUUUGAACAAGAUGUCAACAUUGUCACCUGGACUGUGGAUAACCUUACUGAUUGGACAAUAGAACCUACAUGCUACAUUACUCUCAUUGACAGCAAACAACCCUCAAAAGUACUUCCAGUCAUUCUCUACAACACUCCAGACAGCGUCUCCAUCUCUGUUCUGAGACACUCUGGUCCCAUGGUGGAGGGGACACAGUACCAGCUGCAGUGUGACAUCCAGAACAUCGCUCCUCUACAGAACCUGGUUGUGAAGUGGUACAAAGGGAAUGAACCCUUAGAUAAUGUAACUUACAGUACUGUCAGUAAGACACCAGUGGAUGUGUCAAAUACUCUGAUGAUCAGCCCCAGUAGAGAUGAUGAUGGAGCUCAGUAUAGAUGUAGAGCAGAACUGGACCUGGGACCAGAGGGGCCACAACCCCAUCCUACAGUGACAUCAGAACCUCUCAGCAUUACUGUGCACUACCCUCCCAACCUUUUCCAGACCUGAAGCUGAGACCCUGGACAUCAGAGUGGGGGAGGAAAUCACCUUAAACUGCACAGCUACUGGAAAGCCCACUCCUCUGUACAGCUGGCAGUCUUCACAUGUCCAAGAAGCUCUUUUCACACCCGCCUCCAAGCUCCCAGGAACCUACACCUGCACUGCCUCCAGUCAGAUAGGCAAGAUCAGCAAGACUUUCACUGUGAAUCCCAAACCUAUAGGGGGCAGAACAACGUUCUGGGUCAUCAUAGGAUCGGGCCUGGGCCUGACCUUUGUAGUCGUGAUUGUCUAUGUCGUUGUCAAACAGAGAGCAGGUCCCAACUCCAUCAUCUGACCAGGCCAGAGGAAGAGAAUUUCUAUCGUCAAUGUGACCAGCAGGACUUCCUCAACAGACACUGUAUGAAUAAGAAUGGUUGUUUACUGAAUUAUUCUGAUGGAACGCUCCAAUCCUGCAUGGCUUAUAAAUCCAAAGAGUGCUUUCUAUUAGCCUACUCCAACCAAUAGCUUUGUGCCAUUUGUAUGUGGUGUUGUUUUGAAUGAGUCUUGGGCUGUGUCGGUGUGAACAUGUGGCGCGAUACUACAAAGCAUUCAUUCACAGGCAUGUGUGUCCUGUUUUAUUAUUUGUUUUAUUAUCAAGCAUGUCUGAAUGUAGUCUCUCUUCUCACGGCCAUUGUGUCUCUGUCACGGAUGUAAAGCGGCUGGGAAAACAGGCUAGCCUGAUCGCUGUAGUCUGAUGACAGCAACAAGUAAUCUUAUGUGACUAUACUAUGAGAAAUGAGCCAUGCAAUGCAUCACUUCCUAUCUAAUUCUUUUUUAAUUUUCUUGUUGCUCUCAAUUGGUGCUACCAGAGCCUUUUAACCGAUUUAAGUUUACUGUUCCAAGAGCCACAGGAAGCUUCUCUUCACUAUUGCUCAUUUUGUUCUCUGCCCACACUCUUCCAUUUUAUCUCUCUCUUUUACCUUCACAGCACCCUUGAUUCUCAGUAUUGUCAGUAUGUUUGAUGAUAGCUUUAAUCGUUUGUCUUUCACUUUCUCAACCUAUAUCCGUGGACCAUAGGGAAGUGGACAUACAUACCGACAUGAACCCCAUGGACGCAGUCUCAGGCCUGUGAGGAGAGAAAGGCCACUAAUGUGUUUUUAUCCAUCUCAGGUAUUUUAAUAGGCUACACAGUCAUAUAUCACCAUAGGUGGCUCACAUGGUCCUUUAAGAAGUUGCUAAACUGUGUUAAGUAGAAACAAUUCCCUGAUGAUGAUUUUGUUACUUGCCAAUUCUUUCUGUUUUGACAAGAGUGCAGUGUCACAGUUCUUCAAUAGUUGUAUUUUUUUGUUGAAUCACAAUCAGAGAUUUGGGUUUAUUUUUUAUAACCAUUUUUUUAACCAAUUCAUGCUAGAUAUUUCAAGGUCUGUUUACAGUUUUAAGUGCAAAGUAUGUUCAGUUCACAUUGCACAGGGCUGGAAUAGCAUUGGUACAGUUGGAAAUGGUGCUUGUAAGUUGCACAGAACACUAUUUUGAGUUGCCCGAUGUAAAACUAGCUUUUUACAUGUGAUGUUUGUGUAUUGUGUCGCUAACUAACUAUGUGUAUAUUGUCCAUUUGAUUUCAGCACUGAAUGUUGUUAUAUGGCGUCUUUAACAGCCGCUAACACUCAUUCUCUAAAAAAAUUGUCAGCUUGCUUAUGUUUAUAUGACCUGUGAUGUGUUUCCAUCUGACUGCU
Molecule: messenger RNA, 2627 nt
Organism: Oncorhynchus kisutch (coho salmon)
Lineage: Eukaryota; Metazoa; Chordata; Actinopteri; Salmoniformes; Salmonidae
Product: intercellular adhesion molecule 1-like
Exons: 5
Coding region: 1-924 (307 amino acids)
Biological process (GO): cell-cell adhesion
Cellular component (GO): membrane
Molecular function (GO): integrin binding
Source: RefSeq, a predicted model, not a curated record